This is a messenger RNA of Erigeron canadensis, 441 nucleotides long. RefSeq lists its product as uncharacterized. The record is from RefSeq and is a predicted model, not a curated record. Lineage: Eukaryota; Viridiplantae; Streptophyta; Magnoliopsida; Asterales; Asteraceae. Gene Ontology annotation, molecular function: zinc ion binding. The transcript has 2 exons. The coding region runs from base 1 to 441 and encodes 146 amino acids.
AUGGAGAGGCAAGAUGUGAUGAGGAGAUUAUGUUUGAGAUGGAAGACUGACAUAUCUCCUUCAAUUCAAAACAGAAUUGAGUGGGCCAAGGACCAACAAAGGUUUUGGAAACCUUUUCAUGCUGGGGGCUCUCAUUGGGAAGUGAGACAAUUGUAUGAGGCAUUUAAGGUAAAUGUGGAUGAAAAAACAUGUAGCUCCAGAAUGUGGGGACUUUCUGGUAUCCCAUGCCCACAUGCUUGUGCAGUUAUAUUCAAGAUCAACAAGAGACCUGAAGACUAUGUUCCUGGUUGGUUUAGAAGGGAGAAGUAUAUGCAGUUGUAUGAUAGCCAUAUCAUGCCAGUUGGUGGAAUGAGUACAUGGACCAUCAACACAAAAGACAAACCACUACCACCACAACCAAGGAAAAUGCCUGGAAGGCCAAAGAAGAAGGGCAGCACAUGA